Molecule: messenger RNA, 2891 nt
Organism: Manis pentadactyla (Chinese pangolin)
Lineage: Eukaryota; Metazoa; Chordata; Mammalia; Pholidota; Manidae
Gene: MC4R
Product: melanocortin 4 receptor
Exons: 1
Coding region: 424-1422 (332 amino acids)
Biological process (GO): G protein-coupled receptor signaling pathway
Cellular component (GO): membrane
Molecular function (GO): melanocyte-stimulating hormone receptor activity
Source: RefSeq, a predicted model, not a curated record
AACUCUCACAGCAAUGCUUCAGGUUGGGGAAUAACCCCUAGCAGACAGCUGAUGUGAGCAUGUGCACACAGCUUUGGCUCCCCGUGGCACAGCAGCUACUAGGAAAACUAUUUCGAAAAGACCUGAAUGCAUAAGACCAAAGUUAAAGUGAAAAAGAGAACAAAAAAGCAAAGAGCAGACUUUCAGCUGAGAAUGAGUAUUUUGAAGCCUAAGAUUUUUAAGUGAGGGUGAUCAGAGUACUACCUGAAAGAGACAAAACAUUCCAUUUCAAGCUUCGGAGCAUGUGACAUUCACUUACAACGGGCAUGCCAGUUGCAGCCUCACCAGUUUUGGACAGAUAAAGACGUGGAGGAAAAUCGUGGGGGCCACCUGAUCCAGGAGGCUAGAUCAGUUCGAAGGGAAUUUGAAUCCACUCGGCACAGGAUGAACUCAACUCAUCACCAUGGAAUGCACACUUCUCCCCACUUCUGGAACCGCAGCGCCUACGGACUAUACGGCAAUGCCAGUGAGUCCCUGGGAAAAGGCUACUCGGACGGAGGCUGCUACGAGCAACUCUUCGUUUCUCCUGAGGUGUUUGUGACCCUGGGUGUCAUCAGCUUAUUGGAGAAUAUUCUGGUGAUUGUGGCAAUAGCCAAGAACAAGAACCUACAUUCACCCAUGUACUUUUUCAUCUGUAGCCUGGCUGUGGCUGAUAUGUUGGUGAGCGUGUCGAAUGGAUCGGAAACCAUUGUCAUCACCCUCCUGAACAGUACAGAUACAGAUGCGCAGAGUUUCACAGUGAACAUUGAUAAUGUCAUCGACUCAGUGAUCUGUAGCUCCUUGCUCGCGUCAAUUUGCAGCCUGCUUUCGAUUGCGGUGGACAGGUAUUUUACUAUCUUUUAUGCUCUCCAGUACCACAACAUCAUGACGGUUAAGCGGGUUGGGAUCAUCAUAAGUUGUAUCUGGGCAGCGUGCACGCUUUCGGGCAUUUUGUUCAUCAUUUACUCGGACAGUAGUGCUGUCAUCAUCUGCCUCAUCACCGUGUUCUUCUCCAUGCUGGCUCUCAUGGCUUCUCUGUAUGUGCACAUGUUCCUCAUGGCCAGACUUCACAUUAAGAGGAUCGCUGUCCUCCCAGGCGCCGGCACCGUCCGCCAAGGAGCGAACAUGAAGGGGGCCAUUACCUUGACUAUAUUGAUUGGGGUCUUUGUGGUCUGCUGGGCCCCAUUCUUCCUCCACUUAAUAUUCUACAUCUCUUGUCCCCAGAAUCCAUACUGUGUGUGCUUCAUGUCUCACUUCAAUCUGUACCUCAUACUGAUCAUGUGUAACUCCAUCAUCGACCCUCUAAUUUAUGCACUCCGGAGCCAAGAACUACGGAAAACCUUCAAAGAGAUCAUCUGCUGCUAUCCUCUGGGAGGGCUUUGUGUUUUCUCUAGUAGAUAUUAAAUGGGAUGGAGGAGACACAAAAAACAUUCACAAGAGACUUUUCCAUUCUUACACAACCUGAACAGUGUGCUCCCCCAACAGCUUUUCCUUCUGUGUGAGCCUUGGUUGAGAAUAACUAUUGUAUACAUUUAAGUUUAUAAUUUUUGAUAAGAAGAAAUGCCCAGUCUGUGUGUUUUGAAGGUCAUGCUACUUUUUAGCUGUAAAAUGUUCAUCCUUAUUAUAGGUUGUAGGCAUUAUGGAUUUACAAAAAAUGAAAAAGAAGUCCUUAUCAAAAGCUUAACAAUGUUUCUUUCUUAUUGUACCAGGAUUUGACACUUUGCUUGUUUUAGUAACAGAAAUCACAAUCUCAUUAAAUGUAUUCUAGUAAAUGAUUUCUUAUAUUACACCAUACGCUCUGUAUUACCCUCUACAAUCUGUGCAUUGAAAUGUAGAGAUUUGAUUCUAGCAUUCAGGGGGAGAUAUUGAAAAACAGAUAUUAAAUCAUUGUAAAAAAAUCAGCUGAAACUGCAAGUCAUUUAAUAAAACUUAUUCUCUCUGUGCCAAAGUAGAAAAGAAGCUCCUAUUGAGAGAAAAACAGGUACUCAAAAAAGAAAAAAGUGAGACUUUGAGUCAGAAAAUUAUGUGUGUUUCUCAAAGACAGACGGAUUGAUUUGUCUAAGGAAACAGUCUGAUGUUCCACGCAGGCGAUUCCGUUGUGGGGAGAAGGGAAUAGCAGCUGUGGAGAUUCAAGUGUUUUGGAAAACCUAAGUUAACAUGUCAAGCUGAGCUUCAUGAUACCAAACUAUUUCCAACAAUUAUGAAAAAGGACAGAGAAGAAGGUCCUUCUGACCCUCCAACCAGGGAUCCAGUGUCUGCUGAAAUAUCCAGAAAAGGUGGUGCUUCACUGACAAAUUUGGUUUCUAGUCUCUAAAGAAAGAUAUGACUAAUAUUGAGUUCUUUCACUUUUCACAUGGAAGUGGCUUGUUAUUUACCUAUUGCUUAUUUUUUGAACUAGACUUUUAAGUACUCAUUACCAAGGAUUUUAAUUUUAAAAACCAAGUCUACAGUACAAAUAUUUUCAGGCAAUAUUUGUAAAUAUCUAACAUAAGGAAACCUCUGAUGCUGGUACAUUACAAGCUGGAAGGGAGGUGCUACCUGAACCCCAGAGAACAUCUUAUCAAACAUAAGCCUUCUACAAUUACAUUUUGGAGAGUAAAUACUUGUUUUGCUCCAAAAUAAUCCCACAGGUUUGGCUACUAAACAAUAAAAUCUGUUCUGUCCAAUUGAUGUGUACUUUAAAAUUAAGAAAGAGAAAAUAUGUUAGUGUUAGGCUGAGGUUACCAGUCAACUAUCCUUUAAUUUAUUUUAUACUGUCUUCAAAUGCUCAUGAGCAGAGAUAAUGUAUAAAAGUACUUCCCAAUUCAAAUCUAAACACUUUGCACAUUGAGAAGUCCUGAGAAACAUUUUCACCAUUCAAUAUAAUAGUGAAG